This is a messenger RNA of Umbelopsis ramanniana AG, 3951 nucleotides long. RefSeq lists its product as uncharacterized. Gene Ontology annotation, cellular component: nucleus; condensed chromosome, centromeric region. Gene Ontology annotation, molecular function: histone binding. The record is from RefSeq and is a predicted model, not a curated record. NCBI's taxonomy places the organism in Eukaryota, Fungi, Mucoromycota, Umbelopsidomycetes, Umbelopsidales, Umbelopsidaceae. Bases 56 to 3754 code for a protein of 1232 amino acids. The transcript has 18 exons. Gene Ontology annotation, biological process: mitotic cell cycle; mitotic chromosome condensation; meiotic chromosome condensation.
UGAACGUGUCGAAGUCACCUGUAACGUCUUCCAUUGAGCAGCAAAAGACAAUUGCAUGGAUCUCGACUUCAACCUUCAUGACGAGCUUCUUCAUCUUCAAGAAGACUCCAUCGAGAACUACCACAUUCUAAAUGAAGUGAUCCUUAUCGGCCGCAAUCGCCAGGAGCUGGAAGUCUAUUUGAAUGAUAUUGUUGACAAAAUAGAGGUAUCCUCAGAUACCAUCGCAGAACCAUUGGUCUUCGAUAAGAUUAGGAGUUUUAUAAAGAACUUUGAUAAUGUCAGACCGAAAUUUAUAGCUCGACUGGUUGAUAUUGUUCUGUCAGCAUUUCGGCAGGAGAUCAAAGCGACAUCAGCCGACAUAGAAGCCAAUGAGAAGGAAACUUUUGCGACUCAUAAAACAGUAUUGGAAAUGUACGGAUUCAUAUUACAUUGGUUUCUGCUUACGAUGGAAGAAAAAUCGUCUUCUACAUCCGGGAAAAUGAAGCGCAGCAAGUCGAAGGCACAAGAUGAUGAUAGUAGCACUUGGGAUUGGAAUCCUCAAAAGCUGCGAUCCUUUGAGCUUAUGGCAUCCUUACUCGAGCUACGAAUACAAAAGAUUUGGCCACUGACUCCGGAACGAGAUCUGCUAUUGAGUCUUUUCACGAAACCAGCGUAUCAAAUAUUUGAGAGUUCCGCCAGUAUCAAAAACUCUGGCGUGAAAGCAACUGUCUUUAAUCUUCUUGGAAUUACUGUUACCAAAUAUGGCCAAGCAUUUGGCGCACAAACAACAAUUAUUCAAGAUUUACAGUACUGGGAACAUUCUGCCGAACCUAUGGCAGAAUUUCUUCAAGUACUAGUCCUGAAUCACGACCACAGGCAAUUAAGUGACGAAGUUUUGAGAGAUAUCAGCAACAAAGUCUUCAAAGAUAACACAAGCAAGGAACUCAAAGACUCUCCUAAUAGCAAAACCUUUGCCGCAUUUUUGGUCAGAAUGUCAGAACUUUGUCCGAAAGUUGUGCUUAAAAACAUGGGAUUACUGAUAGGACAGCUGGAUAGCGAGUCUUACACCAUGCGUAUGGCCAUCGUGGAAGUCGUAGGCAAUCUUAUCAUCGACAUGACUACUAAACCGGAAGAAAAUCAGAACAACUUGCAGAUUAAUGGAUUCUUUGAUGUGUUGGAAGACAGAAUGCUGGAUUCUGUUGCUUUCACUAGAUCAAAAGUAUUGCAAAUAUACCUCAAAAUCUUGGAUUUGAAGAAGGCUAGUUUCCCGAAGAGACGCCACACUCUGGGCACCAUUGCCAUCCGUCACUUGGAAGAUAAAACUAGUUCUGUGCGUAGAUAUGCUGUUAGAGUGUUGACGAAAUUGAUUCAAACUCAUCCAUACACUAUGUACGGAGGACUAUUGGAUAUGGACGAAUGGAAGGAACGAUACGAAGAGUUACAAAAUCAAUUGGCAGCGAUUCAGGCGCCACAAGAAUUACAAGAAGUCUCGGAAGAAACACGACUUGCAGAGGCUGACGAUGAGAAUGAAGACACUAAUGGUACAGUUGACGAUACGCACCAACCGCAAACUGAAGUUUCAGAAGACGUCGAAAUGGAAGAAGCAAAUAAUGAGGAAGAUAAAACAGUAGAUGAAAGCUCCGAACAAAAUGAUGGAAAUCCAACAGCAAGUCCUCCAACCCCAAGUCCAGAACGUGCCAACGUACCACCAUCCAGUAUUGUUUCUACGGAUGAAUAUCAUCGUAUAAAUCUAGCAGUUCGAUUCAACGCAGACGCAAUCAAAUUCAUCAGCCAGAUACAAACAGCCAUACCUUUUAUCUGUUUGCUUUUGGCAUCCAAAUCGAAGGUAGAAGUGGUAGAGUCAAUGGAUUUCUUUGUCACUGCGUGGAAUUACAAGAUUGAAGCUUCAGCAGAAGGAAUCAAGAGAAUGCCACAUUUGAUCUGGACUAAGGAUAACUCUGAUGAAGGGAAAGGUGUUAAAACAAAGCUUUUGGAAUGUUACAAGUCAUUAUAUCUGGAGUUCGAUGGCAAUUUGUCAGAUAAAGAGAACAUCAAUACUAUUGCAAGAAACUUAGUACAGCUUACUUUCAAUACAACUUUGGCCGAGCUUACAUCUUUAGAACAGCUUUUGUGCACUUUAAUGAGUCAAAACCAUAUUCCAGAAGAAGUUAUCGACAAGCUCUGGGCAGUCUACAGUUACUCUAAGCGUGAAAUACCAAAACCUCAACGACGCGGCGCCAUCAUUAUCCUUGGUAUGCUGGCAAAGGCGAAAAGCGAAAUUGUAUCUGAGAAGAUCGAUGUUCUGCUCAAAGUUGGUCUUGGGUCUUAUGGCAGGGCUGAUUUACCCCUUGCAAAAUACACUUGCAUUGCAUUACAACGACUUGGAGGUAGUAAGGAAAAUGAUAAGGGAAAAGCGCUUCAUGAAGGCACUCGCCUACCUAUGGACCAUGCCAUUUUUAAAAAACUAAAGAAUAUGAUUGAAGAACCAAGCACAUCUCCUGAGUGGUUUGCAAUGGCUGAACAAGCAAUCAAUACGAUAUACGGCCUUGGAGAACAUCCUGAAAUCUUAUGUGCUGAAAUCAUUCGCAUGAAGACAAUUGAGACAUUUGGUAGUGGUGAUCUUCCACUCGAUACGCCUAUGUUGGACAACAACGGUGAAUUGGAAGGUGAAGAUGCUAUGCAGGUGGAAUACGACGUUAGUGUAGCACAUAUUGCACCACCCCCGCAAUCUGCCGUGUAUACUGAAUCGGUGAAGCUCAGCCAACUUUGCUCCAUACUCGGUCAUGUUGCAAUCAAACAUAUUGUCCAUAUGGAAAUCAUCGAAGCUGCCUGGAAAAGGAAAAAGCGCAAGGCUGAUGAUACGAAGGCACGAUCUGCUGUUGAAGAUGAAUUGGAGCAAGUUGGCGGAACAGCUGACGACGAUAUUGGUGACCAUAUGCUAUUCAUUAGAGAAAGAGAGAUCUUAUUUGGCAACGAUUCACUGCUCGCUCAAUAUGGACCUCUGCUGGCAGAGAUUUGCACCCGAAACAAGGUUUACACAGAUCCAACCCUCCAAGUGACAGCAACACUCGCUCUAUCCAAGUUCAUGUGUGUCAGUUCAGACUUUUGUGAAUCUCACCUCCAACUGCUAUUCACCAUUUUGGAAAAAUCUAAAAAUCCCGCUAUUCGAAGCAACUUGGUCAUCGCUCUGGGAGACAUGGCUGUUUGCUUUAGUACGCUGAUUGACGAAAACAUAUCCUUCUUAUACAACCGCUUGUCUGACGACGACACUCUUGUGAAGAAGAAUGCGCUCAUGGUACUAACGCAUCUUAUCUUAAACGGUAUGGUCAAAAUCAAAGGACAAAUUGCAGAAAUGGCAAAGUGCCUAGAAGACCCAGAGCCAAGAAUAUCCGACCUAGCGAAAUUGUUUUUCAGCGAACUUGCUUCUAAGGACAAUGCGAUUUACAACAAUUUGCCGGACAUUAUUAGCAGUCUCUCUAAUCCCGAAACUCGAAUCCAAGAGGAACCAUUUAGAAAGAUCAUGAAGUUUUUGUUUUCGUUUGAUUUUGCAGAGAAAGAAAAACAAGCGGAAAAUGUCAUGGACAAACUAUGCUUACGCUACAAAAACUGUGACGAUGAAAGACUCUGGAGGGAUAUUACAUUUUGUCUAUCACUAUUGCCAUUCAAGUCUGAAAAGAGUUAUCGCAAACUUUUGGAAUAUAUGCCACUGUAUCAGGAUAAGCUCCACGAGGAAGGAGUGUCCAAGCUAUUCACCGAAAUCAUUGUAAAGGUAUAGUUGAGAUCCAGAUUUUGAUAUUCAAUAGUAUGGCUAUGGAAAUAGAGGUGGCCAGGGCAAAAUGCAAAAGUCUCAAAAGGCCGAGAUGAAAGGAUCUAUUGAUGAAUUUGAGGCGAGGUUAAAUGCCUGCCGUGAAAAGGGCACCGAAGGCGAAACAAAAGAUGAAAAUGAUACACCACCUCCUCCACCAGUGGUUC